Messenger RNA from Tribolium castaneum (red flour beetle), 2649 nucleotides. RefSeq names its product Choline transporter-like 2 (gene Ctl2). Gene Ontology annotation, biological process: transmembrane transport. The coding region runs from base 467 to 2560 and encodes 697 amino acids. Gene Ontology annotation, molecular function: transmembrane transporter activity. The transcript is spliced from 13 exons. Lineage: Eukaryota; Metazoa; Arthropoda; Insecta; Coleoptera; Tenebrionidae. The record is from RefSeq and is a predicted model, not a curated record.
GAAAAAUUGCUAAAUAAGUAAAUAUUUAGCGUUUUAUGUGUUUUAGUUACAAAGCGGUCUUUUACUGUGUUGUAGCUUGUAGCUCUUAUAAUGAACGAAUUAAAAAAGAAACAAAACCGGGAAAAAUUCGGGCAAAAAACUGAGUAAUAAUAAAAUUGCAACAUCGUAUAAUUUAAGAACACUUCCUUGUUUUGUUCUGUGCAACCUUGCAUUCAUUACUUAAAAAUAGUGAAGAAUUAUCCAUUUUAAUAACACUGUUACGUAAACAACUUCUGGAAAUCUGGAAACUCCUCAUCGAUACUUUGCAGAAUUUUCGAUAAGAAUCUGUUCAAACAAAAAGUAUGAAGAAAUCUUUUUCCGUGUCAAGAUAAUUUCUAGUGUCAACAGCAAUUACUCGCGUUUAACCUUGUAGUUACAUUUUUGUGUCAGUUUAUGUUUAUUCCUUCAGUAGUUGUGUGUAUUGAAAAUGACUCGAGAGAGGUACCAUUCAUGGGAACCAAUUCCGUACGACCCCGAUUUCAACGGCCCUUUGCGCCACCGCUCUUGCACCGACAUAAUCUGUCUUUUGAUUUUUUUCGUAUUUAUUGGAUGUUGGGCAGGAGUGGCAAUUUACGCUUUCAGUAGUGGAGACCCUAACACUUUACUGGUACCCAAAGAUUCGUACGGUAGUCGCUGUGGUUUGGACGAACACGUUAAAGAUCGUCCCUAUUUAUUUUUCUUCGAUUUAAGCAAAUGUUUCUCACCUUCGGUACCUUUCACGGGAUGUCAGACGAAACAAGUUUGCGUGGAGAAAUGUCCAGAUUAUUAUUACUAUUUUGAUCAAGACCCGGGUAAUUAUAAGGGCCAUUUGAUAUGUGACUAUAACAUUGACCCCAGUCAAGAGAGUCCCGAGAAAUUGGUGAAGGAGGGAAAAUGUGCGAGAUAUUACUUCAAGAGCUCCUCAUUCUUAAACAGAUGUUUGUACAAUACUGCUGAUCGUAACAAGCCUAACAAGGAUACAAACGUAGAAAAAGAAAUUUCUGAAUUAAAAAAACAUUUGAGUAAAAUUGCAAUGUGGAUGUCGCUGUUUGUUCAAAACACGAUUGGCUAUUUCACAGACAAUCAAAACUAUCAACAGGUCGGCCAAAACAUCGUCGAUGAUCUUGUAGAAUCCUGGUGGAAAAUUCUUGCAGGUGUCGGAAUUGCCGUUCUUGUAUCAAUUAUUUAUAUCAUGAUGUUGAGAUGGCUGGCUGCUCCUAUGGUGUGGCUGAGUUUGAUUGGGGUUCUAGCACUGCUGAUUGCAGGCGUUUAUUUCACAACGGUCAAGUACAUAGAACUGAAGAAUAAAACCGACGAGGACGUUGAAACUAACAAUAUUUUUGAAUCUUAUGCUACGAAAAAAGACACGUGGCUCGUUUUGCUCAUAAUUUGCUCGAUUGUGCUCGCAAUUGUGCUCCUCAUGAUGAUUUUCUUGCGGAAGAGGAUUGUCCUAGCGAUUGCUUUAGUCAAAGAAGGGAGCAAAGCCGUAAGUUCAGUCACGUCGGUGCUAUUUUUCCCAGUCUUCCCGUGGAUUCUCCAAAUUGCAGUCAUAGCAUUUGCCAUUUGUGUCGCCCUGUAUCUUGCAACCACAGGCGAUCCUGAAUAUAAAAUUCGCGGAAUGACGUCCGACUGUCCAUGUUUCGCUGAUUUCAAAAAUGGCACAAAAUGUGACCCAACAACAUUCAGAAACCUUACUUGUUUAACUUCAACACUUUGUUCGGACGUCACUUGCAAAUUCACAACCAUGAACAACCCCAAAUGGUAUCCGUACUUGCAAGCAUUCAACAUAUUUGGCUUUUUCUGGGGCACUUUCUUCGUCUCAGCCCUAGGCCAGAUGAUCCUGGCUUCAGUUUUCGCCACAUGGUACUGGACUUUCAACAAAUCAAACUUACCGUUCUUUGCGGUUUUAGAAGCCACCGGACGGACCCUAAGGUACCACAUCGGUACUCUCGCGUUUGGGUCUUUGAUCAUUGCCAUAUGUCGGAUGAUUCGAGUGGCAUUGGAGUACAUCGACCACAAACUUAAAAAAUACGAUAACGAGAUAACCAAAGCGAUUUUGUGUUGUUGCAAAUGCUUCUUCUGGUGUUUGGAGAAGUUCUUGAAGUUUCUGAACCGAAAUGCGUACAUCAUGUGCGCAAUUCACGGCAAAAACUUUUGCAUGAGUGCCAAAGACGCCUUCAUGCUCUUGAUGAGGAACAUCCUGCGAGUCUUCGUCUUGGAUAAGGUGACUGAUUUUCUCUUCUUUAUGGGAAAACUCCUGAUUACGAUGGGAGUUGGGGCCAUUUCCUACGUCCUGUUUGCCACCGACUUAACAGGAAUUGAUAAUUCAGGCUUACACUACGAGAUUGUCCCAGUUAUAGUUAUAAUGAUUAUCACAUAUAUUGUCGCAACUGUCUUUUUCAACGUUUACAGCAUGGCUGUGGACACGCUCUUCUUGUGUUUCCUUGAAGACUGCGAACGGAACGAUGGAAGCAGCGAAAAGCCUUAUUACAUGUCUCGGAAUUUAAUGAAAAUUUUGGGCAAAAAAAAUAAACAGGAUUAGAACUAGUUAGUGGACGCACAUGUAUUCUGUGAUAUUAAACUGUAUAAUUUAUUGUACUGGGUGCCAUUGAAAUAAAGUCUGAUUAAGUA